Molecule: messenger RNA, 732 nt
Organism: Salvia splendens (bonfire salvia)
Lineage: Eukaryota; Viridiplantae; Streptophyta; Magnoliopsida; Lamiales; Lamiaceae
Product: TLC domain-containing protein At5g14285-like
Exons: 1
Coding region: 1-732 (243 amino acids)
Cellular component (GO): membrane
Source: RefSeq, a predicted model, not a curated record
AUGGAAGGCGUGGCUGCAUUCACAGCGUGGUUCAUCUCCAUAUACACCAUCGGAUACUUGUUCGCCUUCAAAAAGUGGCCCAAAAAACAGAGAGGCGAAGCAUCAAGCUGCCUAAUCUCCCUGGCACACGGCACCCCAGCACUAAUCCUAUCAAUGCCAUCCCUCCUCCAAUCCCAAUCUGAAUUGGAAUUCGCAUCCCCAAACACGCCCUUCCAAAACCUAGUCCUCGACCACAGCAUUGCCUACUUCAUCACCGACCUCCUCCACUACCUCAUCCUCACCCCCACCGACGCCCUCUUCAUCCUCCACCACCUCGCCACGCUCUACGUCCUCGCCACCUGCCGCUUCGCCUUCGCCCACGGCGCCGCCGCUGUGCUCGGAAUCCUCGCGCUCGCUGAAGUUACUUCAUCUUGUCAGAACGUGUGGAGCCUGGCGAGAUGCCGGCGGGGGGAAUCGGCUAGGGCGGCGGCGCUAGUUGAGUUCCUGUCGCCGUUUUUCUAUGGGUUUUACAGCGUGGUGAGGGGGAUUGUCGGGCCGUUGUAUGUGUACAGGAUUGGGGUUUUGUUUGGGGGUAGUGAAUUGGGUGGAGUGAUUCCGAGGUGGGGUUGGGUUUCUUGGAUUGUUGUGAUGGCGGUUGGGAUUGGGUUGAGCAUUUUGUGGGUUCUUCAUCUCUGGCUUCACUUGUACAGCCGCAGCCGUAGAGUCAAAGAGGAGGUCAACAAGUUAAAUUAG